Protopolystoma xenopodis is the source of this 270-nucleotide messenger RNA. NCBI's taxonomy places the organism in Eukaryota, Metazoa, Platyhelminthes, Monogenea, Polystomatidea, Polystomatidae. The record is from the annotation of a GenBank genome assembly.
AUGUCUGUGUCCGGCCAGCACGCUUGGAUCUGCGUUUAUCGAGUGGAUAAUUUCACCGGUUUCCUUCCGGCUCAGGUAAAUCAAGUAUAUUGCAAUGAGGCCAACCUACGCAACCAACGAGUCUUGCUUCUCUUUACUAUUUUCUCCCUUUCUUCUGCUCGGUUUCUCUCUUCAUCUUUAUUUCACCCCUUCCGCAUCUGUUGUGCAUACGAGCCACAGGGUGCACAUGAUGGAAUCCAAGCCAUUUGUGGACAAACAAAUAACUUUUAA